This is a messenger RNA of Rosa chinensis, 512 nucleotides long. RefSeq lists its product as uncharacterized. The record is from RefSeq and is a predicted model, not a curated record. The transcript has 2 exons. NCBI's taxonomy places the organism in Eukaryota, Viridiplantae, Streptophyta, Magnoliopsida, Rosales, Rosaceae. Bases 10 to 387 code for a protein of 125 amino acids.
GUUAUAGAAAUGGCGAAAUCAGCAGCAGCAGCAGCAGCAGCAGCAGGCAGGAAGAGGAAGAGUUCUACAAGUGUUUCGGACUUGGAAAUAACAGACGCAGCAAAUCUGCUCAUACAACUAAGCGGAAGCUCAGAUACGAUUUACUACGACGCAGAAGAAGAAAGCGUUGGUAAAACAACGCCAACUGCUCAUCCCGAUGAUCAUGAUCAGGUGUCCUCUAAUUCUGCCUUUAAAUAUAGAGUGUUUGAAGAGGAAGAGGAAGAUGAAGUGGGUUUCGGUAAGCCAAUCGAGAAGAAACGAUUUCGCUUCAUUUCGGAUCUGUACGAGCGGACGAAGCCUCUUAAAAAUGGUGGUGUUGUAAAUAGAAGGAAAAGGAUGAUGGUGUAGUGUUUUUGUUGUUGUUGUUGUAAGAGUAGCUAGCUAGCUAGCUUCCUUGAACUGUAAUGGUGACAUAAGAUACAAAUUCCCGCUUAAUUGUUUCUGUGUAAAUGAAGAUCGACUUGUUUAAUUUC